UUCUUACCUCUCGAGAGAGCCCACGUUCAUGGGACUUUAGGGAACACUUAUCAGAGGCUGAAGAAGGCCUUCAUUACCGCUGGCAGGAACCACCUCCCACUCCACCGUAUUUCUACCCAUCAUCCUCAUCAGAUGAGCCAGGCCCCUCGAUCCAGCACCUGAGAUGGCUGACACCGUUGGUAGUGUAUAUAUUGAUACACAAGCUUAACACUCCCAUGGAACCGACAACGUCCACCGUCGACGCCGUCGCCGGCGGCUCUUCCGCCGGAGCUGGUGGACCCGCUCCCUUUCUCGUCAAAACCUACGACAUGGUUGACGAUUCUUCCACCGACGACAUCGUCUCAUGGACCGCCACCAAAACCAGCUUCGUUGUCUGGAACCCGCCUGAGUUCUCCUCACGUCUCCUUCCCACUUACUUCAAGCACAACAAUUUCUCCAGCUUUAUCCGACAGCUCAACACCUAUGGUUUCCGGAAGAUCGAUCCGGAACGGUGGGAGUUUGCGAAUGAUGAAUUCGUGAAGGGCCAGAAGCAUAAGCUAAAAAACAUCCACCGCAGGAAGCCGAUCCAUAGCCACAGCAACCCGCCGCAUGGCUCCGCGGAUGCCGAGCGGACCGCACUCGAGGAGGAAAUCGAGCGGCUUCAGCGAGAGAAGGCAGCACUCCAGGCUAAUCUAUGGCGCUUCAAACAGCAGCAAUCCGGGACCAAAAUCCAGCUCGAAGAUAUCGAGCGCAGGCUGCUGGAUAUGGAGCAAAGGCAGGAAAAGAUGGUCUCUUUUCUUCAGAGAGCUGUUCAAAAUCCAAAGUUUGUUGAGAAUCUUGUUAUGAUGGGUGGCUCUUCGGCUUCAGCUCUCCAUAAGAAGAGAAGGCAUCCAGGAGUGGAGUGUUGUCCUGAAGUUGGGGAUAAUAGCUUCUGUGAGAAUUCUUGUAGCAAUUCUAAGCCCACAGAAGUUGGCAAUGUCUUCAGCCAAGACUUCUGUGAUAAAUUAAGGUUGGAGCUGAGCCCAGCCUUUUCUGAAAGCAAUUUAGUCUCUCCCAGCAACCAGGGUUCUAAUGAAGGUUACAGAAGUCCACAAGUGAGGCCGACGGAUGAUGAUUGUCCUCUCAGGAUGGAAUGCCUUCAAUUAGUGCCUGAAACUCUUGAACUUUCUGAUACUGGAGCUUCCUUCUGCCCGAGGAAGAAUUCACUGUUAUCAGAUGAUGGAGAUGGGCUUAUUUCAUGCCACUUGAAACUUUCUCUUUCUUCUUCUUCAAUGCAUAUGGACAGCAGCACUAAUUUGAGCAGAAUUCCAAGCUUAGUUGAUCUUGGAGUAACAAAUGGGUAUACAGGGGAUGAUAGUACUAGAAUUUCUGGACAAAAUAAGAAUGCGGAUCAGGUUUUGACUGAUACUGAAGCCCCAACAUUUAGAGAGGUUUCUCAAGCAGGAAAACCGGCAUCUUUGCCUGCUAAUGUAAGAGUAAAUGAUAAGUUUUGGGAACAGUUCCUGACUGAAAGACCUGGGUAUUCUGAUACUGAAGAAGCAAGUUCUAGUCUGAGGGAUGAUCCUUGCGAAGAUCCACAAGAGGAGAGAAUGGCUGAGAGAGAGAAUAACCUGAGAAGCAUAAAAGAUAUGGAGCAGCUGACACUAUAAAUGGCUUGGUUUGUGUGAUUUUGGCAGAUCUAUACUUCAAUCUGUACGCUCUCUCAUAUUUAUACCUUUUUACUUGUAAAUGUCAUUUCUUAGCUUCUUAGUAAGUCAUAAAUUGUGGUGGCAGGUUGAGGAUUAAUAGUCAUAUAUGUUUUAAUGUAGAAGUUUGAAGAUGGCUCCUAUUUUAUCUUUUUAUGGUUGAGCCACCAUGUCUAAUCUUUCAUUUUUAAACUAGAAUAGCUACUUCCAACUUCAAAUUUAUUUUAUUACUUUCAAAAGAGUACAUGGAUCUACAUGUAAGGAUUACAAAAUACAAAAAGAAGAGGGGAGCUCCGGCCAUGUAUGACCAAUAAAUAUAGUUUAUUUAUUUAUUUUUUGUUUUGCAUUGCUUGGUAGCUUGCUUUAGCCAACCCAUCUUGUUGGCUUUGGUGGUUCCAAGCA
Messenger RNA from Phalaenopsis equestris, 2066 nucleotides. Its product is annotated as heat stress transcription factor A-5. Lineage: Eukaryota; Viridiplantae; Streptophyta; Magnoliopsida; Asparagales; Orchidaceae. Gene Ontology annotation, molecular function: RNA polymerase II cis-regulatory region sequence-specific DNA binding; DNA-binding transcription factor activity. The record is from RefSeq and is a predicted model, not a curated record. Bases 216 to 1628 code for a protein of 470 amino acids. Gene Ontology annotation, biological process: regulation of transcription by RNA polymerase II. Gene Ontology annotation, cellular component: nucleus. The transcript has 4 exons.